AUGCUGCCGAUUGCCUUUUUGGCCAUUCUUAUCACCACCGACUAUCUUGCCGCGGCAACCGAGAUAGUAUCGAGCACACAACGUCACCUUACCAUCUAUACUCUCACUCCUGAUCUGGUCUGUUCGCCUGAGAUGAUGCUCUACAACUUCACUCAUAGUGUUACUGCGACUGUGCGCUACGCUAAUACGCUGCUGUCAGUAAAGAAUGCUGUAUGUUUUCUCGGCACUUCACGCUCUCGAUGGGUGCCUGGCUGUUCAAUGCAGGAGGGCUCAAGGGCAGGCAUAAUAUGCAAAUUGCUACAAAAUUUGCAGCAAGCAGCGCUAAAUUCUACUGGAUUCAGCGCAUUUCUGGGGCCCCCACUGGACAGCGACUGCAAUUCGGUUAGAGAGUGGAUUCGACUCGGAUACCAGGAAGGAUCACAGCGAGUUCAGCUCUACCAAAUCUCAUACCAUUGUCGAAUAUUUGACUCCUUUGCCUGGUUUGUUAACCACUUUACCGACAGUAGAUGCGACUCACUCGGACCACCCAUCUCCGCGGUCUCCGUUGUAGUUCAACGCAAACUCAUUCUGCAGGGCAUUAUUGUCUAUCUCCUCAGUAUGGGCUGGAAACGCGUCGCUCUCCUCUACGACAUAAGUAUCACCAACCUUGAUAUUCCUGGAACGUGGGAUUCAAUCCCAUUAAACAUUCGCCUCUCUCGCAAAAGACAAAAUGUUCCCCAGCUGCUGACUAGUGUUCCCAUUAAGUUAGCGGCUAACUUUUUGAGUUCCUUCCAACCACUGGAAGACCAUAUAGACGUUGCAUUGAUAUUAGCAAGGCCAGCAAUGGCAAUGGAAUUCUUGGCUAGCAUUCAGAACCUGAGCAGAGUUAAACAGGGCAGGAUAGCACUCAUUCAAGUGAAUCCCAAGGACAUACUCACAUAUGAUGCAUUGCGCGAGUGGAGAUGGCGUUUGCCGAAAAUUGGACCUACGUUGGCCGCCGGCCGUUCGCUCAUCAUUUUGACGGCACUCCCAAAGGGCACAGCGUACGACGAAAAUUCGAUCAUAUUUAAGGAGCGAAUAAAUCUGCAGGUAGCCAGUGGAGCGGCGCUUGCAAUGAGAUUAGUCCAAAUUCAUCUCCAAGAGGGCGACGGCCAUCUCAACUCUUCCGCCAAUCUCUUUGAGCCAUUGCGUACUAACCCACUUGUUCGUGUGCCUGCAUUGCCCAACGUCACUUUUCAAUACCGUUUCGGGGACGACAAUGUCAUUCAGGGCAGUUUUGAUUUCCUUCUUUUUGCCCUCAAAGCCAACGUCACCGAUGCUGCUGACACUAAGCUUCCCAUAACGAAUUAUAACGACAUUUUUGAUCUCGUUCACGUCAUCCAUUUUCCACCGAUACUGCCUCAACCAAGGCGCAAAAUGAGUUGGCCUGGAGAUGGAACGGGGCCCCAUCGCACUCAAUGUCUAAUAGCGCCUUGUGAUAUCGUUCUAAACCAUCGAGGAUUUCAAUUUAGGCAGAUCGUCAACAGGAAGAAACGCUUCAUCCCACUCAAACUCAUUUUCCUCGAAAGCGAUUUCGUGUAUGAUGGAAGGGGAGGAGGACUGGCAGAUGAUGGCUGCAAAGGCGUAAGGGUGUUUUGCAGACCUAUGCAGCGAUGGAAUGAGUUUGGUUCCAUAUUUCUUUGCCCUCCACUUUAUUGGCGUUGCAGUCCCCCAAAAGAGCACAGUUUCAUGGGCAACUGGUACCGACUUCGGGUGGAAUCUCUCCACGCCAUACACUUACGACAGUUGCCCAUGUCCACAAGUCGUCGUCGAGUUUUGGGCGAGGAAGGUGUCCAAGUCCGCAUGAAACGAUUGCUUCUGUCUCACGUUGUGCUGCGUGCGCAGUUGAUUGAGCAUCUAGCAGGACUGCGAGAAAUUAGGCACGAGAACGUCAACGCUUUUCUGGGCUGCUGUGUGACUUCGGAAGCCUUCAAUCUUGUUUUUGAGCACUGUCACUGGGGAUGCUUGCAGGAUGUUAUCGCUAGAAAAAGCAUUGUGUUCGAUCGGCAACUCAAGCUCUCCUUCAUGACUGAUUUGGCUCGGGGGAUGGAAUAUCUCCACAGUACCAGGCUUAAAGCACAUGGAAGGCUAAAAUCUACCAAUUGCGUCGUCAGUUGGCGAUGGACUUUAAAGGUUACCGAUUUUGGCAUUCCCGAAAUUUACCACCUAAAUGGCGACCGUCCCUCCAUAGGGCCAGAAGAGCAACUAUGGACGUCGCCUGAACUGCUGCGUGAUGUAGAAGCGGCUCCUUUUGGAACCAAGCCGGGCGAUGUCUAUGCAUUUGCCAUAAUAAUGCACGAAGUCUUCUGCCAAACAUCACCUUAUGGACCCGAUUAUUUUUCGGCCUCAGAAAUUCUUGAGCGUGUUAUGGCCCAAGAGUGUCCUCCUUUUCGUCCACAACUCCCUAAAACAGGCAUUCCAUCGGCUGUGACAGGCAUUCUUCAAAGAGCAUGGUCCGAAAACCCUACUCUAAGACCAACUUUUAAGAAGCUGAAUGGAGAGAUUCAACAAAUGACUAGAGGACACAAAACGAAUAUUGUGGAGCACGUGCUGAAAUUGAUGGAGAACUACUCGAGUUGCUUGGAAGAGCAGGUGACGGCCCGAGUGGAAGAAUUGUCGACAGAGCAAAGGAGGAAGGAUCUCCUCAUUCGCCGUAUGCUGCCUCCAGUUGUUGCGGAGGCGCUAAAAUCAGGCAUUGCUGUGGUACCUGAGAUCUUCGAUGAGGUGUCAAUCUACAUUAGCGACAUCGUUGGAUUCACAACCAUUUCUGCAAUGUCCACACCAAUCCAGGUUGUUGAUAUGCUGAAUGAUUUGUACACACGGUUCGACGAAACAAUCGCAAACUACGAUGUCUACAAGGUGGAGACGAUAGGCGACGCCUACAUGGUGGCUUCGGGAUUGCCAGUUCGUAAUGGACGCCGACAUGCCAGCGAAAUUGCUACAAUGGCUCUCGACCUUCUGAGUGUUUGCGGGGCUUUUACCAUUAAGCACCUGCCAGAAGUUCCUCUGACACUACGCAUCGGUCUACACAGUGGGCCCUGCGUGGCGGGUGUCGUGGGAUUCGCGAUGCCCCGAUAUUGUCUUUUUGGUGCUACCGUUAAUCAAGCACUUAAAAUGGAGUCUUCUGGAGCCGCCUUUAGAAUACAUAUCAGUGCAACAAUGAAGGACAUCUUAGAUCAAAUCGGGGGCUAUCAUUUCGCUUAUCGUGGAUCAAUUGAAUUCGAAGGUGGCGUGAAAACAACAAGCUACUGGCUAUCUGGCAGCGAUAAUUUUCGUAAGCCUCUACCCAAACCACCUCCAUUACCGACGUGA
This is a messenger RNA of Hydatigera taeniaeformis, 3330 nucleotides long. The record is from the annotation of a GenBank genome assembly. Lineage: Eukaryota; Metazoa; Platyhelminthes; Cestoda; Cyclophyllidea; Taeniidae.